This is a messenger RNA of Sitophilus oryzae (rice weevil), 2895 nucleotides long. RefSeq lists its product as uncharacterized. Lineage: Eukaryota; Metazoa; Arthropoda; Insecta; Coleoptera; Curculionidae. Gene Ontology annotation, molecular function: nucleic acid binding. Bases 1 to 2895 code for a protein of 964 amino acids. The transcript is spliced from 4 exons. The record is from RefSeq and is a predicted model, not a curated record.
AUGGACAACCCAUUCGAAAACGCGGAUCAUUUUAAGGCUAAGGUCACUCAUUUUGAAAAAUACGUCGUAAUUUGCGAAAACACGUUGAUGGCCAAGGCUAAAUCAUUUCUUGCGGAUGAUAGUAUAGAUAACGUGAAAAGUAGUGGUAGGUCCGUUGCGGGUUCGGUAGCCACGCAAAAUACAAAUAUUUCGCAAAAUUUGGUUCAGGAUUUUAAACGAGUUAAACUUCCAACCAUCGAGAUUCGCACUUUCACAGGUGAAUACGGUAAGUGGUUAGAGUUCCGUGAUACCUAUGUAUCGCUAAUUCACGAAAAUGAUGCCUUAUCGGACAUACAAAAAUUUCAUUAUUUAAGAUCAUUUUUGGCGCCUAAAGUGUUGGAAGUUAUCGCGAGUUUAGGGUUUACAGGGACAAAUUAUGAGGCUGCGUGGAACUUAAUUUACGCUCGUUAUAAUAAUAACAAAAUUUUGAUUCAAAAUCAUCUUCGCGGUUUAUUCACGUUAGACAAGAUUCAGGAAGAAUCUCCUUCGGUGCUAAGAGACUUAGCAGAUAAUGUGGAUAAGCAUAUAAGAUCUUUAAAUGCUCUUGGGGAAGACACCACUAAUUGGACAAUCUUGUUAAUUUAUCCUGUUUCAUCUAAAUUAGAUUCCAUGUCACUUCAAAAAGUGGAAAAGUGCCAAAGUAAUGUUUGGCGGCUGGAUUGGAGAAAAUGCAUCGUAUGGUGGAUCGAUCCCACAAGCGGUGCUCGCUCGUUACGAAUCCUGUGGCGUGACAGUCCAGACGAAGAUAUCGAGGUGUACGAGCUGAACACUGUUACAUAUGGGACUUCAUCGGCGGCUUUUCUCGCCAUUAGGUGCUUGUACCGAUUGGGAGUCGAAGUUGAAGAAGUUUCUCUCCAUACCCUGAGUUUAGCUAACGAACUUUGUAAAGUUCUAAAAGGUGGUGGUUUUCUUCUUCGCAAGUGGGUGUCAAACGAACCCUCUAUACUCAAGGAAAUCGAAUCUGCAGAUAACAAUGGAGUAGUUGAUAUUGGUUGCAUGGAGAACAACAAAACAUUAGGUAUGCGUUGGAACGGCGAAGGAGAUCAUUUUUUCUUUUCGAUUGGAAAUCAGUCAAGUUCCAAGGUCACCAAAAGAAUCGUAUUGUCAGAAAUCUCUCAAAUUUUCGACCCUCUUGGUCUCCUUAGUUGUUGCGUAAUCUUGGUAAAGAUUUUUCUUCGUGAUCUUUGGUUGGAAAAGUUAGAUUGGGACGAUGCCCUUUCCCAGCAAUUAUAUACAAGAUACUUACAGAUUCGUAAUGAUUUAAGAUUUUUGAACAAUUUGAAAAUUGAUAGGAAAGUCAUUUGUAAGAAUGCAAAGCUUGUAGAGCUGCAUGUAUUUUCGGACGCGUCGUCUUAUGCUUUGGGAAGCUGUGUUUAUAUUCGAACGAUCGAUAAUCAUGGUAAUAUUUUUGUCAAGCUUUUGUGCGCUAAAUCAAAGGUUGCUCCCUUAAAAAUACAGACAGUCCCGCGUCUCGAGCUUAUGGCAGCUGUGUUAGCUGCACGUCUCUGUGAAAAGGUUCGGCAAUCCAUGGAAAUUGAGUUUAAUAGCAUCACAUUUUGGACCGACUCGACGAUAGUUUUGGGCUGGAUAAACACCUCUCCGCAUUUGUUGCAAGUUUUCGUCGCCAAUAGAGUUAAUUCGAUCCAAGAGCUCACAAAUAUUGAAAAUUGGAGGCAUGUGCGAACCCAGGACAAUCCAGCUGAUUGUGUGUCACGUGGCAUGAAGCCUCAGGAGUUGUUAGAGUUCGAAAUGUAUUGGUCAGGACCAGAUUGGCUUCGAGAAUCCAUAGAAAGCUGGCCUGAGCCUCUUGUAGUGUCCAGAUCUAACGAGUUGCCUGAAUUAAAAAGGGUCGUUGUUGCAAAUACAUCUACGUUAGACUCUGAGUUUAUAGAUUUGUCUAGGUUUUCCAAUUUAACUCGAUUGGAACGAGUGAUUGCCUACUGUAUUCGUUUUAUAAAUAAUUGUCGUAGAAAAGAGGAUGAAAGGUUAUCGAGUUCUUUAAGUUGUGAUGAAAUAAGUCAUGCGUCCUUAGUAUUAGCUAGGUUGUCACAACGUCAAUCAUUUUCCGAAGAUCUUGUAACAUUGUCCAAGCAAGGGCAAGUUAGUAAUAAAAGUAAAUUAAUAAAGCUUCAUCCAUUUUUAGAUGAAAACGGUUUAAUUCGUGUCGGCGGACGUUUAAACAACUCAGAUUACGUAUAUGAGAAAAAACAUCCUAUUGUGUUGUGUUCAAAACAUGUUUUUACUAGGCUUUUAUUCGCUCGUGAACACAAACGGCUACUGCAUGCUGGCCCACAGCUCUUAUUAGCUGUUAUUCGGGAAAAUUAUUGGCCCAUAGCAGGACGUAGUUUAGCUCGUAAAGUUUUCCAUCAAUGCGUAAUUUGUUUUCGAAAUUGUCCCAAAGAAAUUAGCCCGGUGAUGGGUGAUUUACCAAAGCGGCGGGUCACACCAUCUCCUCCAUUUUACGUAACUGGCGUAGACUACGCUGGUCCCUUCCUAAUCAAGGAUAGACAGGGACGCGGCUGUCGCACUUCAAAGGCUUAUAUUGCGGUGUUUGUAUGCUUUGCCACAAGGGCUCUGCAUUUAGAGUUGGUAAGCGCUUUAACCACAGAAGCCUUUCUAGCUACUUUGAAACGCUUUGUAGGUCGGCGGGGAAAACCUGCACAAAUGUACUCAGACAACGGUACAAAUUUCCAAGGAGCUUAUAAUGAGUUAUCUAAAUUAGCGAAUUUUUUACAGAAUAAUGCAAAUUCAAUUGUCGAAGCUAUCGAGAAUAAAGGCAUCUCAUGGUCAUUCAUUCCGGCUAGUUCUCCACACUUUGGUGUCAGGGAAUCAUGCGAACGGUCAAAUAUCAUUUGA